This is a messenger RNA of Hypoxylon trugodes, 7392 nucleotides long. Its product is annotated as carbamoyl-phosphate synth. The transcript has 3 exons. Lineage: Eukaryota; Fungi; Ascomycota; Sordariomycetes; Xylariales; Hypoxylaceae. Gene Ontology annotation, cellular component: cytosol; cytoplasm. The coding region runs from base 262 to 7005 and encodes 2247 amino acids. The record is from RefSeq and is a predicted model, not a curated record. Gene Ontology annotation, molecular function: ATP binding; aspartate carbamoyltransferase activity; carbamoyl-phosphate synthase (glutamine-hydrolyzing) activity. Gene Ontology annotation, biological process: L-glutamine metabolic process; 'de novo' pyrimidine nucleobase biosynthetic process; UTP biosynthetic process.
UUUUUUUUUCUUCUCUUCCAGCUUCACAUCUGAAGUUUUGUGGAAGACAAUUCUCGUGAAAUCGUCAAUUGUGUUCCACGCCGAUAUGAUAUUCUGAUCAGAUCACAGUUUUGCGGCCUUAGAAAGCUCUGCUCGUGAGCUUCCUAACUGCUGCUCAUCCAAUUGACCCAUCCCCCUCAUCGUAUUCCGGCUCUAUUCAGUUCAAGCCCUAGGACCAGACACUACCUCCCACGAGCUCUUAAUCAACCCUCAAUAGACAUUAUGGCAGCUCCUAUCCACUACCAGCCCGCCUCUGCGCGGAUUGUCAACUCAGAGGAUGAAGGCCUCGUGUGUCUUGAUCUUCAAGACCAUUCCUCCUACCAAGGCUACAGCUUCGGUGCCAAGAAGAGCAUCGCCGGAGAGCUAGUUUUUCAAACUGGUAUGGUAGGAUAUCCAGAGUCGGUAACAGACCCUUCGUAUCGUGGCCAGAUUCUCGUCAUAACAUUCCCUCUCGUGGGAAACUACGGUGUACCUUCCAGAGAGACAAUGGACGAAUUACUUCGUGACCGCCCCGCACAUUUCGAGUCCUCAGAGAUCCACAUCGCUGGUCUUGUCGUAUCCUCCUAUGCCGGUGAAGACUUUUCACACUUCCUCGCGACCUCCUCUCUGGGAACAUGGUUGAAAGACCAGGGGGUCCCUGCCAUGUAUGGUGUCGAUACAAGAGCUUUGACGGAACGUAUCCGCCAGGAGGGUAGUAUGCUAGGUCGAAUGCUGCUACAGAAGCAAGGUAUAAUAAACGGAGUAACAAAUGGUGUCAAUGGCGCUUCGAACCAUCAGAUUAAAGAUUGGAAGCCACACUUCGAGUCAAUUGACUGGGUGAAUCCCAACACGAAGAAUCUCGUGGCAGAGGUUUCUAUCAAAACGCCUCAGCUAUAUAAGCCACCCCAAUCUUCGGCGUUAAGACAUCCUUCAGGGCGCCCCCUCCGCGUGCUUUGUCUAGACGUUGGCAUGAAGAACAACCAACUCAGAUGCUUCUUAAACAGAGGUAUCGAAGUGCUUGUGUGUCCCUGGAACUAUGACUUUGCCGGCAAUGCAGGUGAAGAAUAUGAUGGUCUCUUCAUCUCAAACGGACCUGGUGACCCAGCUGUCAUGCGAGAACCCAUAGAGCAGAUUGCUAAGACAAUGGGAGCUCACCGAACACCAGUCUUUGGUAUUUGCCUCGGCCACCAGCUUCUUGCACAGGCGGCGGGCGCGAAGACCAUUAAAAUGAAAUUCGGAAAUCGAGGACAUAACAUCCCAUGCACAAGUAUGGUUACUGGGAAGUGUCAUAUUACUUCACAGAACCACGGUUUCGCAGUCGACGCCAAGACCCUUCCGAGUGAAUGGAAAGAACUGUUCGUGAACGCCAACGAUGGCAGCAAUGAGGGUAUCAUGCAUGUUAGCAAGCCCUACUUUAGCGUCCAAUUCCACCCGGAGAGUACUCCUGGUCCUCGUGAUACUGAAUUCCUUUUCGAUGUUUUCAUAAACGCUAUUGUCAACUGUGCCAAGAAUCCAGAGCUUCUCAACGCCCCGGUCAAUUUUCCUGGAGGAACGGCUGGGGAGAAUGAGAGACUACACCCACGUGUUAACGUCAAGAAAAUUCUUGUCCUUGGAAGUGGUGGUCUUAGCAUUGGCCAGGCAGGUGAAUUUGAUUACUCUGGGAGCCAAGCUAUUAAGGCUCUGAAAGAAGAGGGAAUUUACACUGUUCUCAUCAACCCCAACAUCGCAACGAUCCAGACAUCAAAAGGCCUCGCAGACAAGGUAUAUUUCCUUCCAGUUACCGCCGAGUUUGUCCGCAAAGUCAUCGUUUAUGAGCGACCAGACGCAAUCUAUGUCACAUUCGGUGGUCAGACCGCUUUACAAGUUGGUAUUCAACUCAAAGAUGAGUUUGAAGAGCUUGGCGUUAAAGUGCUUGGUACCCCCAUUGACACAAUUAUUACAACAGAGGACCGAGAACUAUUUGCUCGCAGUAUGGACUCAAUUGGCGAAAAGUGUGCUAAAUCCGCAUCUGCCAGUAGUGUGGACGAGGCGAUGCGUGUCGUGCAGGAUAUUGGCUUCCCUGUCAUUGUGAGAGCCGCUUAUGCUCUAGGUGGGCUGGGCAGUGGCUUCGCCAAUAAUGAAGCUGAGCUUCUGGACCUUUGCAACAAGGCUCUAGCGGCAAGUCCUCAAGUCCUGAUUGAGCGAAGCAUGAAGGGCUGGAAGGAAAUCGAAUACGAGGUUGUGCGUGAUGCCCAAGACAACUGUAUUACUGUUUGUAAUAUGGAAAACUUCGACCCUCUCGGUAUCCAUACAGGUGAUUCUAUCGUUGUAGCACCCUCGCAGACGCUCUCGGAUGAAGACUACAAUAUGCUACGGACAACAGCUGUCAAUGUUAUCCGUCACCUUGGUGUAGUCGGCGAGUGCAACAUUCAAUAUGCUUUGAAUCCGUUUUCAAAAGAGUAUUGCAUCAUUGAAGUCAAUGCUAGAUUGUCAAGAUCAUCUGCAUUGGCAUCUAAGGCAACUGGUUAUCCCCUUGCCUUUAUUGCUGCCAAGCUCGGACUUGGCAUCCCACUGAAGGAAAUCAAAAACACAGUCACAAAGGUCACUUGUGCCUGCUUUGAACCAUCUCUGGAUUAUGUCGUCGUCAAGAUGCCUAGAUGGGACCUGAAGAAAUUCACAAGGGUUUCGACGCAACUUGGAUCAUCAAUGAAGAGUGUCGGUGAGGUGAUGAGCAUUGGAAGGACCUUUGAAGAAGCUAUCCAAAAAGCUAUCCGAGCUAUUGACUUCCACAAUCUUGGCUUUGGUGAAACUAAAGCGCUCAUGUCAAUUGACGACGAGCUUCAAACUCCUUCAGAUCAGCGUCUCUUCGCCAUUGCCAACGCUAUGCACUCCGGAUACUCGGUGGAAAGAAUCUGGGAGCUCACUAAGAUUGACAAAUGGUUCCUACAUAGGCUCAUGGGUUUGAGCCAAUUCAGCAAGGAAAUGUCCAGAUACAACACCAGCCAAAUUUCCAGACGUCCCGAUCUGCUUCUCCAAGGCAAGCGACUUGGAUUUAGUGAUCGACAGCUAGCAAGGUUCUGGGACUCCAACGAAUUAGCAGUCAGACGUAUGAGGUUAGAAGCUGGAAUUACUCCCUACGUCAAACAAAUCGAUACUGUUGCCGCUGAGUUCCCUGCUUAUACCAACUACCUCUACCUCACAUACAACGCCUCGCAACAUGACCUCACGUUUAAUGAUCACGGUGUGAUGGUUCUUGGAUCGGGUGUCUACCGUAUUGGAUCCUCCGUUGAGUUCGAUUGGUGUUCAGUCAGAGCCAUCCGAACACUCCGGGAGGCCGGUUUCAAGACAAUCAUGGUAAAUUACAAUCCUGAGACCGUCAGUACUGAUUAUGAUGAAGCCGAUCGCCUUUACUUUGAGAAUAUCAAUUUGGAGACUGUUCUGGAUAUUUACCAAAUGGAAUCUGCGGGCGGUGUUCUCGGCGCCAUGGGUGGUCAGACCCCCAAUAAUAUCGCGCUACCCCUAUUACGUUCAGGUGUUAAGGUCCUAGGAACGUCACCAGAAAUGAUUGAUAGGGCCGAAAAUCGGUACAAGUUUUCGCGUAUGCUCGACGAAAUCGCUGUUGACCAGCCGACCUGGAAGGAACUUACGAGCUUUGAGGAUGCUAGAAGCUUCUGUCGAAAAGUUUCAUAUCCAGUGCUCGUUCGACCUUCGUACGUCUUGUCAGGUGCUGCUAUGAAUACUGUUUAUUCAGAAGCGGAUCUUGAAUUAUAUCUACAGCAGGCUGCCGAGGUCUCACGUGAACAUCCUGUGGUGAUCACGAAGUAUAUCGAGAAUGCCAAGGAGAUUGAAAUGGACGCUGUCGCAAAGGACGGAACUGUCAUCGGCCACUUUAUCUCCGAACAUGUUGAAAAUGCCGGUGUUCAUUCCGGAGAUGCGACCCUUAUUUUACCACCACAAGAUCUUGAGCAGACCACUAUUCGACGCAUUGAAGAAGCCACGCAGAAAAUUGCUGCCAAGCUCAAUGUGACUGGUCCGUUCAACAUUCAAUUCAUCGCGAAGGAUAAUGAUAUUAAGGUUAUUGAGUGUAAUGUGCGGGCGUCACGUUCAUUCCCGUUCGUAUCGAAGGUCAUGGGGGUUGAUUUGAUUGAGAUGGCCACCAAGGCAAUCAUGGGUGUUCCAUUUACUGAAUAUCCACCAACCACCAUACAACAGGACUGCGUCGGAGUUAAAGUUCCGCAGUUUAGCUUCUCAAGAUUAUCUGGGGCCGACCCAGUCUUGGGUGUAGAGAUGGCCUCAACCGGAGAAGUUGCUUGCUUCGGUAGUGACAAAUACGAGGCCUAUCUCAAGGCAUUAAUUUCAACGGGCUUCAAAAUCCCCAAGAGCAACAUCCUCCUAUCGAUUGGUUCUUACAAGGAUAAAAAGGAAAUGCUUCCGUCCGUUCAAAAGCUGCAGAAGAUGGGAUACAAGCUCUUCGCCACUGCAGGUACUGCCGAUUUCCUCCAGGAAUACGGUAUUCCUGUUCAGUUCUUGGAGGUUCUCAGCAAUGAAGAAGAUGACCAGCGGUCCGAAUUCUCGCUCACGCAACAUCUUGCAAAGAACAUGAUUAACCUCUAUAUCAAUUUGCCAUCCAACAACAAAUAUCGUCGCCCUGCUAAUUAUAUGAGCAAGGGGUACCAGACUCGGCGAAUGGCUGUGGAUUACCAGAUCCCAUUGGUCACCAAUGUUAAGAAUGCCAAGAUCUUAAUUGAAGCGAUCGCAAGGCACUUCGAGUUAGAUAUCAGCAACCGCGAUUAUCAAACAAGCCACCGCACUAUUGUGCUUCCAGGUUUGAUAAACAUUGCCGCCUUUGUUCCCGGAAUUGGCUCUCAAGGCAGCCAUGACCUCCAGGCUGUAACGAGAGCUUCUAUAGCCUCCGGCUUCAGCAUGAUACGCGUCAUGCCAAUGGGCAUCGAUGGCUCUAUCACUGAUGCUCGAACACUCAAGAUUGCUCAGCAGAGCAGCAAGCGAGGUGGAUAUUGCGAUUACAACUUUUCCGUCACGGCCACCUCUAGCAAUGCUGACCAGAUCAGUCAAGUGACGGGAGAGGUUGGAUCACUUUUUAUCCCAUUCAACCAUCUAUCUGAUAACAUCAGUAAAGUCGCUGCGGUUACCGCACAUUUCGACUCAUGGCCAACUCAUAAGCCUAUUCUGACAGAUGCAAAGACAACGGAUCUCGCCUCUAUCCUACUACUCGCGAGUCUACAUAAUAGGCGUAUUCACGUCACUAGUGUUACUACCAAGGAAGACAUUCGACUUAUCGCUCUUAGCAAGGAAAAGGGCCUAAAUGUCACUUGCGAUAUAUCAAUCUACUCGUUGUAUUUGUCGCGAAAGGAUUUCCCCGACUGCCAGUGUCUCCCUGAGCCCAGCGACCAGCAGGCUCUCUGGGACCACCUAAGCACAAUUGAUGUCUUCUCGAUCGGCAGCCUUCCGUAUCAGCUGGCACACUACAUACAGUCUAACACAAGCUUGGAUGUACAGGCAGAUGCUACAGUUGGCAUUGCUGAUGCCUUACCUCUUUUGCUGACAUCUGUUACAGAAGGCAGAUUGACAAUUGAGGAUGUCAAGACACGCCUUUAUGACAACCCUAAAGAGAUCUUUGAACUCCACGAGCAGGUUGGCACUUCUAUUGAAGUUGAAAUUGACCGUCCGUAUAUCGUGAGAACAUCAUCAUGGUCACCAUUUGCCAACAGGACCAUGCGCGGGGCGGUGCAAAGAGUUACUUUCAACAACAAGACAGUUUGCCUGGAUGGAGAGCUUCUCCCAAUCUCCCCGCUCGGAAAUGAUAUGUCUACCCACGGCAGUGUACCUGCACCCAUGUCACCACCAAUGAAGUCGAUGCCUCAGCCAGCGCAUCCUCUGGACCCUCUUCGUACUCGACGCCUUUCUAACCUAAGCAAACCAUCUGGUAUACCGCGGCUGACCGAUAGUGAGGGUGACGCCCUACGUCCUACAUCGAGGAAUGCACCAGCUACGGAAGAAUUUGGACUGCCAGCACCUGCACGAGCACCAUUCGUUGAUUCCUUGCAUGAUCUUCUUAUGCAACCAUCUGCAUUCAAGGGCGCGCAUGUUCUCUCAGUCAAGCAGUACACACGGUCCGACCUUCAUCUCCUGUUUACCGUGGCCCAGGAAAUGCGCCUUGGCGUUGAUAGAGAGGGAGUUCUCAAUAUUCUACGUGGUCGAGUUCUAUGCACAAUGUUUUAUGAACCAUCGACACGUACUUCCGCGUCGUUCGAUGCCGCUAUGCAACGUCUAGGUGGUAGAACAAUUCCCAUCACGACGACACAUUCAUCAGUUCAGAAAGGAGAAACGCUUCAAGAUACGCUCCGAACACUUGAAUGCUACGGUGAUGCUAUUGUGCUACGUCAUCCUGUGGAGACGUCGGUGGAUGUCGCAAGGAAAUACAGUAAGGUUCCCAUUAUCAACGGCGGUAAUGGAAGCAAGGAGCAUCCUACACAAGCCUUCCUUGAUCUCUUCACAAUUCGUGAAGAGCUUGGUACAGUUCAGGGUUUGACGAUCACAUUUGUGGGAGACCUUCUUUACGGACGACCCGUGCACUCAUUGGUGUACCUUCUACGGCACUACCAAGUACAGGUCCAAUUGGUCGCACCAAAAUCAUUGGCGCUUCCAGCAGAGGUUCGCAGCCUGCUCAAGGAAUCUGGACAGUUGCUUUGCGAAUCUGAAGAGCUCACUCCGGAAAUUCUUUCGAGGAGUGACGUGUUGUACUGCACAAGAGUGCAGAAAGAGCGUUUCCCGAGCGUGGAGGAUUAUGAGAAAGUCAAGAACUCGUACCGCAUUGACAACGCCACGCUCAAGCAUGCGAAGCAGACGACGAGGGUAUUGCACCCUCUACCUAGGAAUGAGGAGGUCGCGGAGGAGGUUGACUAUGAUCACCGGGCGGCUUACUUUAGACAGAUGAGAUACGGUCUUUACUGCCGAAUGGCCUUACUGGCUUUGGUCAUGUCAGGUUAAAUCAUUUCGGUCGUAUUUUUUCCACCUUCGCAUUCGUAGUCAGUCUCUCCGUAGAUUGAUGAUACAUUAAGUACACUAUGAUUUAUGUGGAGGAGCUUAAAAGUUAGAUUAGUCACUUAUUCUCCUUACCAAAAAAGUACUCGACGUAUAGAUAGGAACACUUGCAUCAGACAUUGAUUAGGCUCACGCCAUUUAUGAGUGAAUGAUUUACGUAUAAGGCUAUGUAUAAGGCAUUUGGUACGGCGUACAUGUACUUUCUUUUUUUGUAUAUUUUUGGAUGUAUGUAUAUACGUAUGUGUAUAUAUGUAUACGUGUAUAUAGUAAGGGGUAUACGUAUAUGCGUUUUUGUAUAUAUUAAAGCUAUUUGAAUUAUUCUAUUUCGCUUCA